CAAUUUCAAACUUCCUUUUGUGAUUCUCUUUUUCUCGAAUUCUCAUUUUCCAUCUGAUCAGAUCUUUUUGAAAAAAUAAAACAAUCAAUAUAACUUGAUAACAAUCUCUAUUUUCACGCAUCAUGUCGGGCGUCAGACCCGAAUAUCUCCAUGUGAACUCAUGUUCGAUAGUUUGAUUUGCAUACGCACUUACCAACGUAUGAAUUUGAUUUACUUACCUACCCGACCACGUAUAUUAAUUUUCUAAGCAGUUUCCCAUCAUCCAUUCAAUAAUGGAGAUUGCUACAUAUUCAGUCAAAUCUUUGCUUGGUAGGUUAGUAUCGUAAUAUAUUAUUAUUAUUAUCAUCAUCAACAUCAUAUAUAUAAGAAGUUGCAUCUUUCUGUAUCCGAUUCUAUCGAUCUUCCUAAAUAAAUUAGGUUUCGCCCUGUCGAAACUAUCAUUGCUAGCUGCUAAAUUUUGAUGGAUAUGGCAGUCAUUUAUCAACACCUUUUGCAUCCGUUUGUGAAUAUGGCUGGUUUUUUAGCUUUAUUAUCCUUCUUCUGUUGUAUUUGGGUUUCUUUUAUAAGGCCAUGGAAUGGGCGCAGAGUAUCACCAGCAUCGCCGCCUGAUGUUGCAGGAGCGUGGCCUAUAGUAGGCCAUCUUCCCCAGCUAAUAGGAUCUACACCUCUAUUCAAGAUCCUUGCGGGUAUGUCUGACAAGUACGGACCUAUUUUCAUGGUCAGAUUUGGCAUGUAUCCGACACUAGUUGUCAGCAGUUGGGAGUUGUCGAAAGAAUGCUUCACCACUAAUGACAAGUUAUUCGCUACUCGUCCACCUAGUGCUGCCGGGAAGUACCUCACCAAAGCCAUGUUUGGAUUUUCCAUGUAUGGUCCUUAUUGGCGAGAGAUCCGUAAGAUCGCAACAGUCCAUUUACUCUCUCUUAGGCGCCUCGAAUUGCUUAAGCACGCCCGUUACUUAGAGAUCGACAAUUGCAAGAAAAGAUUAUAUCAAUGUUGGAUGGAACAAAAUAAUCAGAUAAAGCAGGAUGGUACAACAACUAUUUCAGUUAAGGUGGACAUGAGCCAAGUGUUUGCGGAACUAUCCUUGAAUGUGGUGUUAAAGAUGAUUGUAGGAAAAACCCUUUUUACCAGGAACAACAAAAAUAAAGAAGACUACACCAAAGAGGAAGAAGAGGGCCUAAAGCUUCAUAAGAGUAUCCUAAAAUUCUUCGAGUUAGCAGGUGUAUCAGUUGCAUCUGAUGCUCUUCCUUUCCUUGGGUGGCUAGAUGUGGAUGGGCAAACGAAACAAAUGAAAAGAGUCUCCAAGGAGAUGAACCUGAUUGCUUCAAAGUGGCUUGAAGAGCAUCAAGUGAAAAAAAGACUUCAGACUGCCCUAUCCGGCGAAAUAAAAAGUGGAAGUAAUCAUGAUGACUUCAUGGACGUGUUGAUGUCAGUUCUCGAUGAAGAAAAGGAUGAUCACUUCUUCGGUUACACUCGAGAUACCGUCAUUAAAGCAACAUGUCUGCAACUUAUAGUAGCAGCAUCAGAUACUACAUCAGUUGCAUUGACGUGGGCACUCUCACUAGUACUCACCAACCCUAAUGUCCUAAGAAAGGCUCAAGAUGAGCUUGACAAAAAAGUUGGCAAGGAAAGAAACGUAGAAGGACACGAUAUAGAUGAUCUGAUCUAUCUCCAGGCAAUCGUCAAGGAAACACUCCGAUUGUACCCGCCUGGCCCACUCUCCGUACCCCACGAGGCUAUGGAAGACUGUAUUGUUGGUGGGUAUAAAGUGAGAGCAGGCACACGCUUGUUGGUUAACCUGUGGAAACUGCAGCGUGACCCGCGAGUGUGGUCAAACCCGUCAGAGUUUAAGCCGGAGAGGUUUCUUCCCCACCAGAAUGGUGGUUUUGGUAAUGAAACAGCACACUUAGACUUCAGGGGUCAACAUUUUGAGUACACACCCUUUGGAUCCGGAAGAAGGGUAUGCCCAGGUAUAGACUUUUUCCUCCAGACUAUUCACAUGGCACUAGCUCGUAUACUACAUGCAUUUGAUUUUGACACAGAUGGAGGACUAGUUAUAAACUUGGAGGAAGGUCCAGGUCUUACGAUGCCCAAGGUAACUCCACUUGAAGUUAACCUUACCCCACGUCUGCCUCUCACACUUUACUAGUAGGCUUAAUAAUAAUUAGAGAUGAGGGUGUGCCAUCAAUACUCGUGGAGUCCGGAUUGAUGGCAGAAGAAGAGGUAAAGAAUAAUUUCAUUUUUUCGAAGUAUUCACUGAAUUGAAAAACAAGUGUAAGUGUGUUUCGCUGCCAGAUUCAUAAAUAAGAUUUGGGAUGCUAGCCAAUUGGAAAGUUAUAGACCUUUUAAUGGGAACUUUGUUGUGUUCAUAU
Molecule: messenger RNA, 2372 nt
Organism: Papaver somniferum (opium poppy)
Lineage: Eukaryota; Viridiplantae; Streptophyta; Magnoliopsida; Ranunculales; Papaveraceae
Product: cytochrome P450 CYP82D47-like
Exons: 2
Coding region: 461-2149 (562 amino acids)
Biological process (GO): defense response to other organism
Molecular function (GO): monooxygenase activity; oxidoreductase activity, acting on paired donors, with incorporation or reduction of molecular oxygen; heme binding
Source: RefSeq, a predicted model, not a curated record